AUGACAAUCCUGAUGAACAACUGGUGUCCAAUGUGUGAAGAGGCGUGUCAUGAUCACUCCUCGAUUUGUACUGUUUGCGGGACAUCCUUGGAAGCACCACCGUCGAGAUCCACCACGGCAGCGCCAUUGUCUGCAACAAAUAAUAACGACGGCGAGACCUUUCGACUAAUCCCAGAAUUCAUGACGCAAGAUCUGAGACAAGCCGGUCGAGAACUAAGGGAUGUCUUGUCUCUCAGUCGAUCUCUUGCCAACAAUGAUGGAACUGGAACGACGAAUAUCAACGAUGACGGGGAAUGGCAAGCGAUUCCUGCGGAACUACUAAAUCCCCAACCAACGUCAUCACAAGUUCAGCCUACCUCCAAAGCUUACCUUGACCGAAUGCCACGAUUUUUAUUAGAAACCAACAGCUCGAUAUUCCGUCAAGCAACCAUGCAGCUGACAAUCGAUGGAGGGGGAGCUGACAACAGCAGCGGCACAAGUCAGAAGAUUUCUAUAUCCUUGGUCCCAGGAGAAUUUGGACCUUCCGAAAACUGUUCUUUUUCAGACUGUCCCAUGAUUGUGGCAUCGCCUCGCACUGGAAAGGGAGGCAAGCUUUCCGAAAGUACAAAGCAGAGUAUGAUUCAGCAAGAGAAAACACUUGGCAAUCAGUGUAUAGUCUAUUUGGAACGUGGUGAUGGGGUAUCCUUUGUCCAAAAAGCCAUGUUGGCACAAGACUGCGGUGCAGUAGCGGUUGUCAUUGGAAAUUCUCUGACGGAACCUUGGCCAUAUGUAAUGCAAGAUUCCAAUAAGGAUGGAGAGCGAUUGGGACUAACCAUUCCCGUGGCCAUGGCCAAAAAAGAAGACGGCAAACAUAUUGUGGAUCUAUGUGCCAAAAAUGAGGCUUCCGUCACUGCCAAGUUUGAAUUUCAGCAAUUGUCGCGGGAUUGUGCCAUUUGCACAGAAUCACUGAAAAUCUCUGAGAAGAUCUUGCAACUGCCAGCGUGUGGCCACAUAUUUCACGAAGCCUGCGCUAUGAAAUGGUUGACCAAGCACCACAACUGUCCUUAUUGCCGAACCCUUUUGCCAACAGAUGAUAGAGAUGGCAAUACUGUCAUGCCAAAUCGUGGAGACAGUAGUCUGGAAUGGGGGCAGUAUUACGCGUAA
This is a messenger RNA of Cylindrotheca closterium, 1143 nucleotides long. The record is from the annotation of a GenBank genome assembly. NCBI's taxonomy places the organism in Eukaryota, Bacillariophyta, Bacillariophyceae, Bacillariales, Bacillariaceae.